This is a messenger RNA of Rana temporaria (common frog), 1361 nucleotides long. Its product is annotated as membrane-spanning 4-domains subfamily A member 4D-like. The record is from RefSeq and is a predicted model, not a curated record. Gene Ontology annotation, cellular component: membrane. The coding region runs from base 137 to 1057 and encodes 306 amino acids. The transcript has 7 exons. Lineage: Eukaryota; Metazoa; Chordata; Amphibia; Anura; Ranidae.
AUACUAUGCAGUCACAUGUAGGCAAGAGUCAUUGUCACGUGAGUCAUUGAUUUAUUACGCAGUAGAAGAUUGGCAGAGCAUUAGAGAGACGAGGAGCUUCAGACAAACAACCAUCGGGCGCAGACAGUAAGGUUUCAUGAUGUCAGCCUCAGAAAAAGAGGGCGAUGUGCCUGGUUAUGAUGUCAUGCAACCCACCAUUUUUCCUCCCAAUCCUGUACAACCAAAUGCCAUACCUGUCAACUUUCAAUGGAACAUGAAUCCUGUACCGGCUGGGCCUAACGGGUAUCCGGGAGCUCAAGUGUGGAAUGUCUCAAUGCCUCCACCACAUAUAAUCUUCCAAAACAACAAUCAACAGUGGACCGUCCAACCUUUACCACCAGGCUAUCCAGGGUCCCCUGCCAUGCCCCCUGCCACAUUCCCUGCCACUCCCCAGGAUACAAGGCUGGCUGCCCUACACAAGACAUUUCUUAAAGGAAAACCAUAUGCUCUAGGGAUUGUGCUGAUUGUAACAUCCAUCCUAGAAAUAGCUUUUGGCAUUUCUGUCUGUUUUCUUAUGACCCCACCUUCACUUCUCAGCGGAAUUCUGUUCUGGGGACCAAUCUUUUACAUCAUUGCCGGAUCUUUGUCCAUUUCAGCUUACAAGAAGCCCUCUGUCUGCAAGAUCAAAGGUGCUCUUUCUUUGAACAUCAUAACAUCAAUUUUCAGUAUGAUCACAAUCGUCUUAAACAUUAUAGACUUCUCCGUUGUAAAGUGUGAUGGGAAUGUUUGGUGCUCAGAUAAGCAUGGGUCUGAUGGAUUUACUGUUAUCUCGUUCAUUCUUGUGAUGAACCUGCUGAUGUUCUGCGUGUCGGUCUCCAUAUCGGUAUUUGGGUGUCGGGCUGUGAAAGAAAUUCCAGUAACUGCCCCUCCGAUGUUUACAAUUCAGAAUGAUUAUGUGGUGUCCAUGCCUCCCUCAAAUUUGGCACCAAACACCACCAUGAAUCCCUUCACUCAACCUCAGCAACCUCCCCCUUAUGAGGAAGAAAAGAAACAAAAGCCAGAAAAUGAGACCAACUGACGACAUAAAGAAUAAUAUGUUCUUAUUGAAUGCUUUUGUUUGAGUACUAACAAUGUCACAAUACAUUACAGGAAAUAGAAAUUACACUAAAUUAAAUAAAAAAUUGAAAUGUCCAAAUGAUAAAUACAUAAAUAAAAAAAUUUAAAUAUAUAUAUAUAUAUAUAAUUUCUCAGGUGUGGUAUCCUUCCCAAAGGCCAUAUAUAAAGAAACAGUCCAGGGAUUGCGGCACUUAAAAUGUAUUGUUUCACAUGUAAUAAAUUACAUAUCAAUCAUGUCGUUCCAAAUAAAAGUUUCGGGCUGUAAA